AGAGAGAGUUGAGAAAAAAGAGUUCUGCGCAGCAGCAGCUAAGACCUUGCUAACUAUGGAGAUUGGUGGAACGAGUUCUGAGGUCGGCGGAAGCGAUUAUCAGGUAUUCCUGAGCUUCAGGGGAACGGAUACCCGGCAGGGAUUCUCAGAUACCCUUUACCACUACCUGAAGGAUGCAGGGAUCACUGUCUUCAAAGACAGUGAAGAACAGCCGCUCGGCGAAAAGAUCCAGAAGAUCCUGGAUGCAAUCGAUUGUUCUUCGAUUUGCAUCCCCAUCUUCUCCAGAAACUACGCUUCGAGCAAGUGGUGCCUUCGAGAGCUCGCACGAAUGGUGGAACUGGACAAGAAAAUUAUUCCCGUCUUCUACGACGUGAUGCCUGACGACGUGACACUUCAAACAAAAUUGUACGCGGACGCUCUCGAGGAGCACAGUCGCAAGUUCAUGGUUGGCAAAGGACAGGAAUCGAGGGCCUAUGCGUGGGAAGAGUCCGCAUCCGAAGUGCCACAGUGGGAGGAAGCGUUGAGAAAGGUCGGAACGCUUGCCGGAUGGAACUUGCGUGAUACCGGCCAUGGCGAAUUUUGCAAUUCUGUCACUAAGGAAAUUGUGAUCAGAUUGAAUGUUAAGCAGAAGAUUGUGCCGGACCAUCUGGUGGGGAUGGAUGAUCAGGUCAAAGCAGUACUAGGCCUCUUAGAUGUCGAAGCUUAUGAUGUAAGAUAUGUGGGGAUUCAUGGAAUGGGAGGUAUUGGAAAGACAACCCUCGCCAAAGUUGUCUUCAAUGAGCUCUCUCCCCACUUUGAUGGAUGUAGCUUCCUUUCAGAUAUUCGGGAGUCGUGGAAGCAGGAUGGUGUCAAAUAUUUACAGAAACAACUGUUGAGUGAUCUUCAAGGUAAAGUGCUGCAAGAGAUUUCUGAUCACGACGAUGGGAUUUGGGCACUCAAAGCAAACAUGAGGAACAAAAAGAUUCUCCUGGUCUUGGAUGAUGUGGAAAAGACAGACCAAAUCGAUAAAUUAGCCGGGAACUCCAGCUGGUUUGGUACGGGAAGCAGGAUCAUUAUUACAACUCGAGAUAUAAGGGUUCUAGCAACUGAUGAAGUUAAAGCUUUCAAAAUGGAGGAAUUGGAUUCUACCCAGGCACUUAGGCUUUUCAGCAGACAUGCUUUCUGGAAUGACUUUCCUCCAUCGGAUUAUUUUGAUCUUUCGGAGGAAGCCAUCUCUGUUACUGGACAUCUCCCUUUGUGUCUGGAGAUCAUUGGGUCUUUUCUUCGUAGCAGAUGCAAGGAAGAGUGGGCAGACAAAAUAAAGGCACUGAAGAAAAUACCUCCUAAGAAUGUCCAACAGAAGUUGAUGAUAAGCUACGAAGCAUUAGAGUGCAGAGCGAAGCAAAUGUUUCUUGAUAUAGCGUGUUUUUUCGUCAACAGAGAGAAAACAAACGCCAUCUACAUGUGGGAAGCCUGCAAUUUUCAUCCAAGAGUUUCAUUAGAAGAACUUAUUUCCGCAUCCUUGGUGAAGAUUGCAGAUGGCAAUAAGCUCUGGAUGCAUGACGUUCUCAGAGAGCUUGGUAGAGAAAUUGUUCAAAAAGAGAAUUUCAAGGAUCCCGGAAGGCGCAGCAGAUUGUGGAUGCAUGAAGAGGCCUUAGGGACACUGGAAGGGGAAGAGGGUACGGAAGUAGUUCAGGCAAUGCGGAUGUCCAAUGAUGAGCAACUAACCGGGCAUUGUUUUGGAAAAGAAGCAUUUAAAGGUUUGAAAAACCUGAGGUUUCUCGAGUGGUACAGGUUGUCUUUUGAUGGAGAUUUCAGCCGACUCUUGAAGAGCUUAAGAUGGCUGUCUUGGCAUAGCUGUCCAGAAGAUUUUACAGCGACUAAUUUGAAUCUACAGAACCUAGUAAUCCUUGACCUGUCAUGGAGCGGCAUAAGUGAACAAUGGGAUGGAUGGAGCCGAAUCAAGAUGGGACAUCUGAAAGUUUUAGAUCUCACGGGUUGCAAAAACUUAACCAAAUCACCUGACUUCUCGAAGUACACUACUCUGGAGAGAUUAAUUCUUGCAGAUUGCGAAGCGCUUACAGAAAUUGACCGCUCCGUAGGCAAGUUGAAGAGGCUGAAGCACUUGAAUGUUAAGGGAUGUGAUUCGCUUCGAGGUUUGCCAGAAGAGUUGGGCUCUUUAGACGAUUUGGAAGAGAUUUUCGUGGGCGGAAAACGAAAAUCCUUCACCCUGCCAGAAAUUAUAGGUAAUCUGAAGUCCUUGAUCAUCCUCGAAAUAUUCAAUGUGCAAAUCACUAAUGGAUUACCGAGCUCCCUUUGCAGACUGAACAAUCUCAAACGACUUGCUUUAAUAGGAUGUUCUGGAAUAGAAAGAUUGCCAGAUUCAUUGGGAGAUCUAGAAUCGCUAAUUGAGUUGGACAUAUCGUAUUCAGCAAUUAGUGAAUUGCCAGAUUCCAUUGGAAAUCUGAGAGAGUUGAAAGUUAUGGUAAUGACUCAGAGUAAAAUAAGUACGUUACCAGGUACGAUCGGAAUGCUUAAGAAGCUUGAAGUGUUGCACGCAGGAGGAACUUUGUUAAUGGGAGCACUUCCGAGGGAGAUGGAGAGCUUGUCUCGUUUGAAAGUCCUAGACUUGUCAAAUACCAGAAUUCUUGAAUUGUUCUCCGUCAGUAAGCUUUCUCUCCUUCAGACACUUGAUCUCGAGAAGUGUCAUCAGCUGCGUGAAUUGCCAGAGCUUCCAAAAAGUUUAGUCAGUCUACAUGUGUCGUCUCGUUCGCUGCAGAAGCUACCAGAUCUUUCGGAAUUGCAUAACUUAGUUGAUCUGAAGCUUUAUGAUGCUAAUGAUGACUGGGCAUUGGGCUUAGUGCUUGCUAAGGUCGGGGCAUACCGCCUCAAUGAGUCAUUUUCCUUUGAUGCUUUGAUGAAUGCAGAUGGCGAAUGCUCCGACAACAUUGAGUGGGUCCAAAAGAUGUCUAACCUAGUAACCUUGGAGUUGAGCCUUAGGAAUUUCACCAACCUACCGACAGAUUUUCGUGCCUUGACUCGACUCAAGGCUCUUGAGUUGAGUUGCCCUCACAUGUCGAGCCCACCUCAGCUUCCCUUCACCUUGUCGCGGUUGAUCCUCGGGCAUCUUGUCGUCAAGCAGAACCUGCCGGAUCUGUCCCACCUAAACAACCUCUCGUAUUUGAGGUUCUACAACUGCCUAAUCGUAGAUGGAUUCUUUAGGAUAGGGAUUAAAGAGCUGCACUCAUUGAAUGCUCUCAUGAUAGACUGCUGCGAGAUUUACGACCUGUGCGGGUGUUGCCUGCCCGAGAAUUUGAGGAGCAUCUCAAUAUAUUGGUGCCACUCGCUCAGGUUAUUCAUAAUGCUGUCGAGCCUGAAGAAGUUGAAGCAUCUACACCUGUGGGAAUGUUCGAACCUUUGCAUGCUCCAAGGCCUCGGUGAAGUGGAAUCAUUGCAGUGGUUAGAGAUCAACGGGUGCCACACGCUGGAAAGGCUGGAGGAUCUAUCGAAGCUACAGAAGCUUGAGGUCCUCGAGGUAGAAGACUGCGAUAGCCUUGUGGAUGUCAAAGGCGAAGGCGGGAUCAAAGCCACGCAGGACCUGAUAGAUGAGAGACAGUUCGCUGAGACUCCUGGGGAGCUGAGGGUCAUCGGAGGACAUUCUCAACAUUCGCUUCAAAUCAGUACCCAGUCUUUGGAUAGUCUUAGAGAUCUUAGUCUCACAGAUAUCUAUAAAUUUUGGACAUGAAGUGCGAAUUUAGUAGGCCAGCUUGUAAUUAGAGAUUAGAUCUGGAAUUUUGUAUCAGCAUGCACAUGUUUUUUAUGUCCCUUGAUUUCAUCUUUUGUAUCUAAUUGAGGUAAUUUUUUUUAUGGAGGACAGGUUACGAUGUUUCCUCCUCUAUAUAAUGGACAAAGCGUUAAUCCA
Punica granatum (pomegranate) is the source of this 3901-nucleotide messenger RNA. NCBI's taxonomy places the organism in Eukaryota, Viridiplantae, Streptophyta, Magnoliopsida, Myrtales, Lythraceae. The record is from RefSeq and is a predicted model, not a curated record.